UGCUGUCUUUUUUUAGGCACAACGAGAGAAAAUACUUCAACCGAAACAACAUUAACGGAUGUACCACCUACCCCUAAGAACAUUUUUACAGAUUCCACCGAGAGAGGAACGUCAGAAGAAAUUGUAACCAAAGUAUCAGAAACAACUCUUGAAGAUAGAUCUACUGUUACAGAGGUACCUUCAACUCAAACAGAGCAGGAAGCAACGACUAAAAGAAUCGUAACUGAAGGAAAAACAUCAAAAAUCACAAAUCGUAUAUCUACUGCUUCUGAAAUCAUUCCAACAAUAAUUCCCGAAACAACAACCCAUUUAGAUAAAAAUAAAGAUAAUGUAAUAAAUGAAAACCCAGAUUAUGAUUGCGCUGAAACUGAUGGAUUGUUUGCUCAUGAGAAACACUGCAAUUAUUAUUACACUUGCAAAAACAAUAAGGCAGUUCUAAAAGAAUGCCCUCAAGGUCAAGCUUUUGAUAGUCACAGGGAACGCUGCGAAGAUUGGUACUUGGUACAUUGUGGAAACAGACUUCGACCUGAUGAACUUGAUCAUACGUUUGAUGAUUUCCAAAGCACUUAUGAAGAUAGAAGAACUUCUACUCCUUAUCCAUUCACUAGAACUACUCCAGGCAGUACCACAGAAACACCGUUUGUGUGUCCAACAGAAAACGGAAUUUAUCCACACGAAACAAACUGUGGGAAAUACCAUGUGUGCAAAGGUGGAGUGGUCGAAACUAAACUGUGUCCAGAUAAGGAACUUUUCAAUUUAGAACAAAAUAAAUGCAUCGACGAAGAAGAAACUACCUGUGGAAAACGUAUACACCCUAAAGAUGAUCGAAACAACAAAGUUGUGGAAGAAGAAUCUGAAUUCAAUUGCACCAAUCGGCAUGGCUGCUUCACACAUGAGCGGAUGUGCAAGUGGUACUAUUAUUGCCAUGAUAAUAGAUCAGAAGUGAGAGAAUGUUCUGGAGACAGGUACUUCGACUCUGAGAGAAAUAAAUGCUUGGAAUGGUGGAUGGUUGUCUGUGACAAAAGAAUAACUGACCCAGAAACAACGAAAGAACCAACUGGAACAGUUACAUCCGACGAUGAAAACGAUUCUACGAGAUCUACUCAUGAUGAAAACAAAGGAACGGGUGUUACUGAUGACGGAAGGGAAGGAACAGGAGCCACUGAUGACGGAAGGAAAGGAACAGGCGUUACUGAUGACGGAAGGAAAGGAACAGGGGCCACUGAUGACGGAAGAAAGGGAACAGGAGGUACUGAUGACGGAAGGGAAGGAACAGGAGUCACUGAUGACGGGAGAAAGGGAACAGGUGGUACUGAUGACGGAAGGGAAGGAACAAGAGUCACUGAUGACGGAAGAAAGGGAACAGGUGUUACUGAUGACGGAAGGGAAGGAACAGGAGCCACUGAUGACGGAAGGAAAGGAACAAGCGUUACUGAUGACGGAAGGGAAGGAACAGGAGCCACUGAUGAUGGAAGGAAAGGAACAGGAGGUACUGAUGACGGAAGGGAAGGAACAGGAGUCACUGAUGACGGAAGAAAGGGAACAGGUGGUACUGAUGACGGAAGGGAAGGAACAAGAGUCACUGAUGACGGAAGAAAGGGAACAGGUGUUACUGAUGACGGAAGGGAAGGAACAGGAGCCACUGAUGACGGAAGGAAAGGAACAGGAGCCACUGAUGACGGAAGAAAGGGAACAGGAGGUACUGAUGACGGAAGGGAAGGAACAAGAGUCACUGAUGACGGGAGAAAGGGAACAGGUGUUACUGAUGACGGAAGGGAAGGAACAGGAGCCACUGAUGACGGAAGGAAAGGAACAGGCGUUACUGAUGACGGAAAGGAAGGAACAGGAGCCACUGAUGACGGAAGGGAAGGAACAGGAGUCACUGAUGACGGAAGAAAGGGAACAGGUGGUACUGAUGACGGAAGGAAAGGAACAAGUGUCACUGAUGACGGAAGAAAAGGAACAGGUGUUACUGAUGACGGAAGGGAAGGAACAGGAGCCACUGAUGACGGAAGAAAGGGAACAGGAGGUACUGAUGACGGAAGGGAAGGAACAGGAGUCACUGAUGACGGGAGAAAGGGAACAGGUGGUACUGAUGACGGAAGGGAAGGAACAAGAGUCACUGAUGACGGAAGAAAGGGAACAGGUGUUACUGAUGACGGAAGGGAAGGAACAGGCGCCACUGAUGACGGAAAGAAAGGAACAGGCGUUACUGAUGACGGAAGGGAAGGAACAGGAGCGACAGAUGACGGAAGGGAAGGAACAGGAGCCACCGAUGACGGAAGAAAGGGAACAGGCGUUACUGAUGACGGAAGGGAAGGGACAGGAGUCACUGAUGACGGAAGAAAGGGAACAGGCGUAACUGAUGACGGAAGAAAGGGAACAGGUGUAACUGAUGACGGAGAGGAAGGAACAGGAGUCACUGAUGACGGAAGGAAAGGAACAGGAGCCACCGAUGACGGAAGAAAGGGAACGGGUGUUACUGAUGACGGAAGGGAAGGAACAGGUGUUACUGAUGGUGGAAGGGAAGGAACAGGAGCCACUGAUGACGGAAAGGGAACAGGUGUAACUGAUGACGGAAGAAAGGGAACAGGUGGUACUGAUGACGGAAGGGAAGAGACAGGAGUCACUGAUGGCGGAAGGAAAGGAACAGGUGUUACAGAUGACGGAAGGGAAGGAACAGGAGCCACCGACGACGGAAGAAAGGGAACCGGUUUUACUGAUGACGAAAGGAAAGGAACAGGAGUCACUGAUGACGGAAGGAAAGGAACAGGAGUCACUGAUGACACUGGAACAGGCGUUACAGAUGGCGGAAGGGAAGGAACAGGAGCCACCGACGACGGAAGAAAGGGAACGGGUGUUACUGAUGACGGAAGGGAAGGAACAAGAGUCACUGAUGACGGAAGGGAAGGAACAGGAGCCACUGAUGGCGGAAGAAAGGGAACAGGUGUUACUGAUGACGGGAGGGAAGGAACAGGAGCCACUGAUGACGGAAAGAAAGGAACAGGCAUUACUGAUGACGGGAGAAAAGGGACAGGAGCCACUGAUGACAGGGAAGGAAAAAUUUCAACUCCAAAGUAUACAGCUUCAACUGACAAAAAUUCUGAAAAGUCAUCUGUUUCACCUUUCACCGUCGUCACCCCAAUAGAAUGCAAUGACGAGGAUGAGAGUUACCCGCAUGAGGAAGAUUGUGAACUUUAUACUCAGUGCAAAGAUGGUGUGGCAAGCCUCAUGAAGUGUCCUGAAGGCACUGUUUUCGAUCGAAUGGUCAAAAAAUGUUAUCGAGAAGACUGGGUAGAUUGUGAUUCUAGAAAAAGGCCAGUAUUUUCAACAAUUACUGGAGUAAGUACAACAACAGAAAAGCCAAUUAAAGAUGAGUGUAAAGAAGAAGAUGGGGACUUCCACCAUCCCAAAGAUUGCAGAUUGUAUUACACUUGCAAAGACGGUGAAUUCCAAGAGAAUGAAUGCCCCAGCGGUACACUUUUUGACAACGUCAUGAGAAUUUGCUUCGAGGAAGACAAAGUAAACUGUGGCGAUAGAUACCGGCCACCGAAAACAACUGAAACACCAGAUGAGUGUGACGAGUGGUUGCGAACGUUAACAACUCCAAUUCACAACAGCACUGAUGAAGGUACGGUUGUAUAAUUUUAAUGUUAAUAGCAUGUAUUUAAUCAGGAAGUUACUUAAAAUAUUUCUCAGGGAAAAUACUUCC
Molecule: messenger RNA, 3712 nt
Organism: Parasteatoda tepidariorum (common house spider)
Lineage: Eukaryota; Metazoa; Arthropoda; Arachnida; Araneae; Theridiidae
Cellular component (GO): extracellular region
Molecular function (GO): chitin binding
Source: RefSeq, a predicted model, not a curated record